AGCCAUUUUGCCCCGAGCCUCCCGAGGUCGUCUACAGUGGAGACCCAUGUUUCUUGUGGAUUGGCCUCCGCUGUACCCGCGCUUUGUCCGCAGUCGCCCCGCAGGGACCCUAUAGGCGGAGCGAUGGCGCCCGUGAAGUUCGACGACAUCUCGAAGACCGCGGCCUCGGUCCUGAGCGACGACUACCAGGAGAAGGGCUUCCAGUUCAAGACCAAGCAGAAGACCAGCUGGGACGGCGCCGUGCUGUCAUCGCAGGUUGACCUCUUCGACGCCAAGGACGGCGUCCAGACGCCCGCGAAGCUCACCUGGAAGCUCCCGGCGCCUCUCGGCAAGACUUUCGUCAGCAUCGACAAGCUCGAGUUCGACAAGGCCGGCAAGAUGAAGAUGGAGUGCUCCUCCGACAAGGUGCACAAGGACCUCAAGCUGGAGCUCAAGUCGGACCUCGUGGAUCUCGCCAAGGUCACCGCCCAUUGCACCUACACGGGUGUCAAGGACCUGCAGUUGAAGCUCGACACGUCCCCCAUGAACCCCAAUAAGUUCACCGCGGAGGCGACGUACGCCUACGGGAUCUACACCGUGGGCGCCAAGUGCACCGCCGAUACGCUGACUGCCCCCGACCUGGGCGUGCGCGUCCUGACGGGACCUUACUUCGGCUCCCUCCUCGUCAAGGAAAAGCUCGGGGCUUAUUCGGCGCAUGGUUUCUAUAAGGCCAGCGACAAGCUGAAGUGCGCGGCGACUUACACCCACGGGGGCAAGACAAGCGGAAACUUCAGCCUGGGGCUCUUCUACGAGCUGAUGAAAGGCACCACCGUGAAGGCCAAGGUGGCCCAGGACCAAUCCAUCUCGUGCUCUGUGAAGCACGAGAUCUCGAAGGGGUUCACCAUGAUCGGCGGCGGGAAAUACGACACCAAGAAGGGCGUCUACACCUAUGGCCUUCAGCUCAGCGUCGAGUGAGCGGCCGCCAAGCCCACGCUGCAGCUAGACAGGCGACUCUCUCCUGCGCUUUCCCUUUCUCAUUCUCCUCCUGGA
Molecule: messenger RNA, 1029 nt
Organism: Prorocentrum cordatum
Lineage: Eukaryota; Dinophyceae; Prorocentrales; Prorocentraceae
Source: the annotation of a GenBank genome assembly